Messenger RNA from Pelodiscus sinensis (Chinese soft-shelled turtle), 2212 nucleotides. The record is from RefSeq and is a predicted model, not a curated record. NCBI's taxonomy places the organism in Eukaryota, Metazoa, Chordata, Testudines, Trionychidae.
AUGGCGCUGCCCCGCUUCCCCCCCAUCCUGGACCUGAGCCACAACAACCUGACCCGCCUGCGGGCCGACUGGACCCCCGCCCGCCUGGCCCACCUCCACUCCCUGCUGCUCUGCCACAAUGCCCUGGGCUUCGUCUCCACGGAGGCCUUUGGCCACGUCCCGCACCUGCGCUACCUGGACCUCUCCUCCAACAGCCUGCGGGCGCUGGAGGAGAACCUCUUCAGCCAGCUGCAGGAGCUGGAGGUGCUGCUGCUCUACAACAACCAGAUCGCGCAGCUGGACCGCAGCGCCUUCGAUGACAUGGCCAAGCUACAGAAGCUCUACCUGAGCCAAAACCAGAUCUCCCGCUUCCCCGUGGAGCUGGUGAAGGACCGGGCCAAGCUGCCCGACCUGGCCCUGUUGGACCUUUCGGCCAACAAGCUCAAGGUCCUGCCGGUGGCAACCCUGAAAAGCCUCCCGGCGUGGAUUAAAAAUGGCCUCUACCUGCACAGCAACCCGCUGAGCUGUGACUGCGGGCUGUACGAGCUCUUUGCCCACUGGCACGCCCGCCAGCUCAGCUCCGUGGUGGACUUCCGGGAGGAGCUGGUGUGCAGCCUGCCGCAGGGCAAGCGCAGCGUCAGCAUCCUCACCCUCAACAGCCAGGACUCCCUCAACUGCAGCGAGUUCAAGGAGCACGUGCUGGAGGCCUACCUGGGGGACACCGUGACCAUCGACUGCGACACCAGGCUCCGGGGGGCGGCUGCCAGGGAGUGGGUGACGCCAAACAACAGGCGUGUCCCGGAGGAGGCCGCCAACAGCACUGUGACGGUGCUGGGCAACGGCAGCCUGCAGAUCCGCCCUGUGCGGGUGGAGGACACGGGCGUCUACACCUGCUACGCAGCGAGCCAGGCCUUCAACGAGACUCUCUACGUGGACGUGAAGGUCUACAACUGCACCCAGCACGGGUCUCACGACACGCUGAACACGGCCUACACCACGCUGGUGGGCUGCAUUCUCAGCGUCAUCCUGGUGCUCAUCUACCUGUACCUGACGCCCUGCCGCUGCUGGUGCCGGGGCAACGAGAAGCCAGCCGCCCAGCUAGAGGACAGCAUCAACUCCUCCAUGCUCAGCACCCCGCCCAACCACGACCCUGAAGUGGCCGGCCACAAGGGAAGCCUGAGUCACCUUGCAGCUCCUGGCCCCAUGCAAGGCCAAAACGGCAAGGUCCAACCCAGCCGCUCGCCAGGGCAGCCCGCCAGGAGGGCCCCGAAGGGCCCCAGGAAAAUGUCAGAUCCGGACUCCGUCAGCUCGGUCUUCUCGGACACGCCCAUCGUGGUGUAGGCGUACGGCAGACCCAGGCAGGCGUGUCGAGGCAAGGGAGGGACCCUGCCACUGGGGCUGGGCCCAGCAGGGGGUGAUAGAGCUCCAUGCACAUGGCGCAGUGCCACGGCCAGGCACUGCCUCCUGCUACGCAGCACCCAUCCUGCUAUCACCCCAGUGAACGUUGUACUCCCGUCCGCCAGCUCCUCGCAGCCGUCCAGCCCUCGGAGCAGAGCUACAGCUGCACCUUCCUCCAGCCAGCGCUCUGCAGGGUCCCGCUGAGAAAGGAAGCCCACAGCCGGGAUGGGGUGCCCGUGCACAGCCAUGCUGCAAUGCCAGAGCAGUUCUUCCUUCCUCCUCCAAGGCCACCCCAGGGCUGCUUUCGGCUCCUUGGCACAACCCCGUGCUCGGCUCGGAGUUAUCCCAGCACAACGACCUUGGGCUGGAUCUGCAGUUUGAAGGUCACCUUCUGCUUUCCUAGCUUGGCAUCUGUGGGGACCAGCAUGUGGGAGCAGGGGCUGUCUCCUGCCAAGGAGACUAAUGCAGCCCAAGGAUUUUCAGCGACCUGAGGUUGAAAGCGGGACGUGGUCGCCCCUCGGGCCUGGGAAUGGCACGGCACUCGGGACAUGAUGGGGCACGAUCAAGCCCAGCUGGUCCCCCGUGAGCUCUGCCUGACGGCGUAAUGAUCAGAUUCCGGGUCUUAAUUACAAUGAUACAUCAAGGCACAAGCUGGGUUUCUGAGACAGCUAUUCAGCCCUGCAGUGGGCUGUACAUGGCUGCUGGGGAGACGUGCAAGGCAGGCACCCAGGGGCCCUGCUCACAGAGCUGCAUGCCCCAGGGCUUCCCUGGGAAGGGGGACUGGGGAUGGAGUCUGCAGAAGGCAGCUGGCAGGAGCCCUGCCAGGAAGGGGUGA